AUGUCAGUGCUACGGAGUUCGUCCAGCUUAUUAUCCAGGGAUUGGACAUUUGCCAGAAGUAAACUCGGUAGAGGAGGCCUGUUUUCACGUUUCCUCAGCCUGACCAGGACCCCGGCCCGGGAACCUCGUGGUCUCUUCCUCCUGCGCUCCACAGGUAGAGCUCCAGCAGCACGCCAGAGGAGAAGCAGCAUCGAGCAUCCUCCAGUCUUCAGUGAGUUAAGGCUGGUUCUUGUUGGGAAGACUGGGGCCGGGAAGAGUUCCAGUGGAAACACGGUGCUGGGACGAGACGCCUUCAGCGCCGCCGUCCAUCAGUCCUCAGUCACCAGGCAGUGCUGUAAGCAGAGGGGGGAGGUGUCUGGGAGGCAGCUGACGGUGGUGGACACCCCCGGGCUCUUCGACACCUCGUUACAGGAGCACAUCGUGAAGAGAGAGAUCGCUAAGUGUGUCAACAUGUCGGCCCCGGGGCCCCACGCUAUACUGCUGGCCAUCAAGGUGGGGCCCUUCACCGGCGAGGAGCGAGACGCCGUGCGGCAGGUGGUGCAGAUCUUUGGGGCAGACGCCUGGAAGCACACCAUCGUGCUCUUCACCCACGGAGACGCCGGCGGCCCUCAGCUGGUGCAGCAGGCGGGGCCCGAGCUGCAAGCCGUCCUGCAGAAGGCGGGGAACCGGUUCCACGUCUUCAACAACGCCAGGGCCAACAACCGCGGGCAGGUGCUGGACCUGCUGGAGGCGGUGCAGCAGAUGUUGGAGGCCAACGGAGGACAGUUCUACUCCAACGUCCGAUACGAGGAGGUGGUGCAGAUGUUGGACCACAGAGAGGCGGAGCUCAGGGAGAUCUACGAGAAGAAGCUGGAGGAGGAGAUCCGGGGGGUGGAGAGCAAGUACGAGAGGAAGCUGGAGGAGGAGCAGCAGCAGUGCCGGCAGGUGGAGCAGCGUCUGCAGGCCGAGCUGCAGGAAGUGAAGCGCUAUUACCGGGUCUUGGAGAGCGGGGUCCGUCAGGUGGUGGAGCAGACGGUGCCCUCCGACUCCUUCCAGGAAAUGCUGUCCCAGUUCAACGAGAAGCUGAAGCUGAAUGUUCUGUCCUGAGGCUGCCGGUCCUCUCACCGGGAGACUCAGAUUCAAAAGUCCUGACUCUAGAACUACAAUGUCUCACAGAGUCACGUUCUGGCUGUUUGUGCAGCAUGAUGUUUUCAUGGAAAAAAUAUCUGGAGAACCAGGUCAGAGUUUCCCUCUCACUGGGCUCUAAGCUCGGUCUUUAAUCCGGUCUGAGCGAUCCAGCGUUCUCUCUCAGCUCCUAACAUCGACUUCAGUUAACCGUCAUUACACGUCUUCAAACCCCAAUCCUCCGAUCGGGUUUGAAACUGGAGCCUGGAACAGAUUUUGUGUUUCAGAAUAUUUUUGGUAGGACUGUUCUCUUCCUGUAAAUGUGUAUUUCUCCUUUGUUUGAGAAUAGCUUUUAUUUUUGCUCCUCCUUUAUAACUGAACUCCUCUGAAAGUGUGUGAAGCUCCUGGGCAGUAAACCUGAUCCUGAAACAUGUCUGACCGUAUUCACAACUCUACCUACUUUCAGAACCUACCCAGAUUAAAAAACUAGUACCCAGAUUAAAAAACUAGUACCCAGAUUAAAAAACUAGUACCCAGAUUAAAAAACUAGUACCCAGAUUAAAAAACUAGUACCCAGAUUAAAAAACUAGUACCCAGAUUAUUGAACUGAGUCUUAAAACAUUGGAAAAUAUUUUGCAGGAUUCUGAAAUUAGUUACCAUCCCUAAAACCGUUUUCUCAGACUUCUGAAUUUGUCCAAAAAAAGUAGAGAAGUAAUCUGCAAAAUUUAGAAAGUAUCCCCAAAGUGUGAAAACUGGUUUCCUAACCUUCUGAAACUAUUUUGUCCAAAUAGUUCAAAUAAUCCCCAGGAUUCUAAAAACUAGUUUCAGUAUUUAGAAUAUUUUAUUAUACGAGACGUUUCACUAAUAAAUGACUUCUUUGAAACUCCCGUAAUAACUGUUGAGUUUGAAUCUGUUUAUUGGAGUUGUAAUGUUUACUAUAAACUCUGACGAGUUGGAGGCUUUCAUUUGAAUAAAUACACAUUGAAGCUUC
This is a messenger RNA of Eleginops maclovinus (Patagonian blennie), 2095 nucleotides long. RefSeq names its product GTPase IMAP family member 7-like. Bases 1 to 1086 code for a protein of 361 amino acids. The record is from RefSeq and is a predicted model, not a curated record. The transcript is spliced from 5 exons. NCBI's taxonomy places the organism in Eukaryota, Metazoa, Chordata, Actinopteri, Perciformes, Eleginopidae. Gene Ontology annotation, molecular function: GTP binding.